Molecule: messenger RNA, 2802 nt
Organism: Pollicipes pollicipes
Lineage: Eukaryota; Metazoa; Arthropoda; Thecostraca; Pollicipedomorpha; Pollicipedidae
Product: non-specific lipid-transfer protein
Exons: 12
Coding region: 227-1879 (550 amino acids)
Molecular function (GO): acyltransferase activity, transferring groups other than amino-acyl groups
Source: RefSeq, a predicted model, not a curated record
CGCUGUUUGCGUGCCCCGCGGGUAUAUUAAAAGAUUAGAGGUCGCAAAAUUUCCAGUGUUGAGGUGGGGCAUUAAAUAUCGUCGAAUUUUUCUGAAACCGUUUUAUUUGAACUACAUGUGAACACAUCUUACAGUCGCAUCAAAUUUGUUGAGGCACCAGUGCUACAGCUUCAUAUUCAUCGGUGCUCGUCUGCUUGUCUCCCGGUGUCGCACUGCAGCAAUCACCAUGAGUGCCAAGGCCAGCAACGACGUCUUCGUCCUGGGGGUUGGAAUGACAAAGUUCGAAAAACCAGGCCGUCGAGAGAACUUUGACUAUCCAGAGAUGGCGUCGGAGGCGGUGACCAAGGCUCUGGCGGACGCGAGCGUCGAGUACACGGCCGUACAGCAGGCCUGCGUCGGAUAUGUCUACGGUGACUCCACCUGCGGCCAGCGGGCGCUCUACCCGGUGGGCAUGACCGGCGUUCCCGUCAUCAACGUCAACAACAACUGCUCGACGGGCUCGAGCGCGCUGUUCCUGGCCUAUCAGCUGGUGCGCGGCGGCCAGGUGCACUGCGCGCUUGCGCUGGGCUUCGAGAAAAUGCAGCGUGGAUCCCUCACCUCGCAGUUCACGGACCGCACUAACCCGAUGGACCGGCACGUGGAGAUGAUGUGUGAGGUGGCGGAGCUGGAGGCGGCCCCCAUGGCUGCCCAGAUGUUCGGCAACGCCGGCCGGGAGCACAUGCAGAAGUACGGCACCACGGCCGAGCAGCUCGCCAAGAUCGCCUGGAAGAACCACAAACACUCCGUGGACAACCCGUACUCCCAGUUCCGGGACGAGUACAGCCUGGAGCAGAUCCUGGCGUCGCCGACCGUGUUCGAGCCGCUGACCAAGCUGCAGUGCUGCCCCACCUCGGACGGCGCCGCCGCCGCCAUUGUCGUGUCGCGCCACUUCCUGGAGCGCUGCGCCGGCGCCGGCGCGCGCGCCCGUGCCGUGCGCAUCCUCGGCAUGCAGAUGACCACCGACCCGCCCAGCUCGCUCACAGAGAAGAGCUGUAUCAAAAUGGUGGGGUUCGACAUGGCGCGGCUGGCGGCGCAGCGGCUGUUCGCCGAGACCGGUCUGAGCCCGGCCGACGUCCAGGUGGUGGAGCUGCACGACUGCUUCUCCGCCAACGAGCUCAUCACCUACGAGGCGCUCGGCCUGUGCCCGGAGGGCGGCGCCGGCCGCAUGAUCGACGCCGGCGACAACACAUACGGCGGCCGGUACGUGGUGAACCCAAGCGGCGGCCUCAUCUCCAAGGGUCACCCGCUGGGCGCCACCGGACUGGCUCAGUGCGCCGAGCUCUGCUGGCAGGUGCGCGGGGAGGCGGAGCGGCGCCAGGUGGCCGGCGCCAGGGUCGGCCUGCAGCACAACAUCGGCCUCGGCGGCGCCGCCGUCGUCGCCCUCUACCGACUGGAGGCGGACGCCCGGCGUUCGGUCGCAUGCGUUCCCAGUGAAGGAAGCAGGAUGCCACCCGCUCCAACGGCCCGCAAAGACGGCACAGGUCUCAAGUCGACAGCCCUGUUUCAAAAGCUGCAGGGCCUCAUCGAACUAGACGGAAAGUCGCUGACAGAGAAGAUCAACGGCUUGCUGGAGUUCCGUGUGACCGGCGACGGCGGCGUGUCGGCGCGCUGGACCGUGGACCUGAAGACGGCCCAGCCCGGCGUGUUCCCCAACAGCCCGCUGCGGCCGGACCUGGUGCUGGAGCUGGACGACGACGCGCUGGUGCGCCUGUUCUCGGGCCUGCUGGACGCCGAGCAGGCGUACCGGCAGGGCCGGCUCCGGUACGAGGGCGACGCCGGCCUCGCCUUCAAGCUGCGCAACCUCACGGAGAGCCUGCGCCAGUACCGGGCCAAGCUGUAAGCCGGCUGGCCGCCGGUCGGCCGGUCCCCGGGGCGCGCCGGCCGGCCGACGCCGAUGUUUUAUUCACAGGGAAAGUGGUGCUGGUGAUUUGCAUGGCACGAGGUGCGCUGUGCGCCGCCUGCGCCGCCGGGAGGACGCGCGCCGCGGAACGGUCCGGCUGCGGCCGGUCGGGCCGGGGCGCGUGUGUCGUCACGCGGCUGGCGCUGGCGGUCGGACUGGCCACCUGGUGCCGGCUGUCAGGGGCACGGCCCCGGGUGCAGGGCAGGCGAUGUCGUCCACUGCAGCCGCCGGGGGCUGCAGUGCGCCGCUGCGGAAGCCGUGGUCGGGAGAUAUAUCGCUCAGAGAGUAUGGGAGGGCCAAUGUUGUGAUAUGCACGUGAGGUGAUUAGGAAGCUGGGUUUGCGCGACGUUGUUAAGCCCUGUGGAUUGUGCGGGGAAUUGGAUGCGCAACUAAUUGUAUAUCCGCGCUGUAACGCCCCGCAGAGUUCGUGCAAUCCUUGGUGGACAGUGAGAAAGUGAUUGGGUGCACAGUGCUGUGCACAUUGAGUCAUAGUUUGCGUUGUUACUGCUCUAGUGGGCUGGUGGAAUCCGUGUCAAGCAGCUUAUAGGACCAAGCAUAUGUGAUGCACUGUCUGUAAACCUGGCUCUGUAACCUGCAAGCAAACAAUGCAAAUUUGACAUCUGCAGAGUGGUCUUCAAGCAUUUGUAUAUGCUCAGCCAGGCUGCCUGCAUUAUUUUACCAGCGCCCCAGCUGGAUCAGUGCCUUUGAUAUGAUAAUUGUGCCUAUUGACAUGAGCUAUGCAAUGGUAGCAGUUACGGGGACCCGGUACAAAUAAGAUGGAUGGGGUUCAAAGACUCGUCACUGGCGCCAUCACACACCUUUGCUGCGAAUGUCUCAACUAGGACAAUACAUGUUUUACAGUG